CCUCCAGUGCUUAAAAUAUGAAGCCAAUGCCAAAGUGCUAAAAUCCAGCAGUUUACUGAAUGGCUAGCUCCAAAAGCAUCCCUUAAGACACCCAUGUUAAAAUGCCCGACUUUACAGCUCAAAUCUAAAUGUUCAGAGACAGUUUCAUAAAACGGUUUUGGUCUCAAUAGUUAAUGUUUCAGUUUGGGACAACAGUACGGGGUGAAUGUUUAACGUUUUUUUACUUUUUAGCUGACUCUCUUUGCUGACACCUUAUGUGCUCAUCUCUUUUAUCAAUGUGGCGUUGGAUACCAAAACAAAAGCAUGUGUGUUCAGCUGACUCAACCAAGGCUGUCUGUUCUUGAUAUAAUUGUCUGGAAACAGUUUUGUUUCUGUAAAUGUGAACAUUUUUGCAGAAGACUAUGCUCUCCUUCCACCAGCUGGAGUUAGUUUAAGCCUUUAAUCUUGGUUUCGCGUAAAAUCUGUUGUGUCCCCAGAUCAGCUUUUUACUAUCAUUAGAUUAAAGCAACAUAUAACAAGAGAAAGCUUAUAUAUGGUGGAGAACUAGACAAAUAAAGAUUGUGGUGUGUGUUUUCUGUCCUAGCAGUGUGAGGGAGUGUGAGGCCUCAGCAGGAUCUGUUCAGGGAAUCAGCUUCUUCUGAUCACUGCUACACAUCACCAACUCCCUGCUAACCUCUCUCUGUUUGAAUCUGUAGAUGACGAUCCAGAUUUUGUUGGUGCUGAUUGCCCUUUCAUGUGUACCCGGUAUGCUGUUUGUGAAAACUUUGAUGCUUCGGCGUCAGCACCUGUGGAAACUGGAACUGUCCAAGAAGAGGGAAGAAACCCCUGCAGAGAAUCUAGAGCAGUCUUUAGAGCAAACAGGCGUUUCCUCAUCACGCUCCGGACUCACCCAACAGGGCACGCAGAAGUUCGGAGCGGUGCGGGUGGGCAACGGGCCCACGGAGGACGAGGCUGGCAUCAUGGAACAUGACCACCUCUCCCAGCACUCAGAGGAAGGAGAUGAGCCCUCAGAAGAAGAGCCGUUUGACUUUGGUGAUGUAGCUGUUCACCAGGCCAUCCACACCAUCGAGUACUGUCUGGGAUGCAUCUCCAACACAGCCUCCUACCUGCGCCUCUGGGCCCUCAGCCUGGCUCAUGCACGUGAGUAA
Messenger RNA from Notothenia coriiceps (black rockcod), 1148 nucleotides. Its product is annotated as V-type proton ATPase 116 kDa subunit a isoform 1-like. The transcript has 4 exons. The coding region runs from base 696 to 1148 and encodes 150 amino acids. The record is from RefSeq and is a predicted model, not a curated record. Gene Ontology annotation, molecular function: proton-transporting ATPase activity, rotational mechanism; ATPase binding. Gene Ontology annotation, biological process: proton transmembrane transport; vacuolar acidification. Gene Ontology annotation, cellular component: proton-transporting V-type ATPase, V0 domain; vacuolar proton-transporting V-type ATPase complex; plasma membrane. NCBI's taxonomy places the organism in Eukaryota, Metazoa, Chordata, Actinopteri, Perciformes, Nototheniidae.